UAUGAGAGUGUACGGAAUUGUACCGGUGGACUAGAAACUCCCGCCAUUUCAACAAGGAAUUAACCUCUUGAUUGAUUCAAGUUACUUUUUUGCACCACUUGCUUAUUCUUUCCUGAUAACAAGAAGCUCCAACUGUACGAACAUUCAGCAAAUACAGUUGAUUUGACGCGAACAGGCCUAGUUAGUUGCAAAGACUUGGGAUUGUACAGCGCGCCAGACCUCCUGCUGAACUGAGCUUUGGCUGUUGCCGCGAGUUUGAUUUCGGUGCGGUUUGCAAUCCUUUCAUGUUCAUCCGGAGGAGCUAAAAGUUUACUAACUCUACAGAGAGUCAAGUCCUGCUUCUGUUUUACAUCUUUGCGUGAAACCAGCAUGGCACCGCUACUGGGGGAGAAAAGAAGGAUGAGAUGAGGCGGAUGGCAAGACGCGCACUGUUAUUGUUUUGCAACGAGAUAGCAAUCCAGCCUGCUAGCUAGUCAGCUAGCUGCUACACGUUGAGUGCCGGGCCUGCCGGCGGUAACCCGACAAUAUUUGGGACACCUGCAUACAUGUUAAGGUCAUAUUAUUGUAAAUCAUUGUGCUAGUAUAUUGCUAGAAGAUACAACUGUACCGUUGGCACCCGUGCCAUCUGUGGAUUUGAAAUGGCACCGCUUUUAGGCCGGAAACCUUACCCACUGGCUAAGCCGCUAGCCGAGCCACCAGGCCCGGGAGAGGAGGUCUACAUCAUCGAGCGCACCAAGGAGGCCUUCAGGAACAAAGAAGAGUAUGAGGCACGCUUGAAGAGGUAUGAUGAGCGCAUCUGGACAUGCAAGAGCACCGGAAGCAGUCAGCUCACACACAAGGAAGCAUGGGAGGAAGAACAAGAAGUCACCGAACUGCUUGACGAGGAGUAUCCCAAGUGGUUUGAAAAGCCCGUCCUGGAGAUGGUCCACCACAACACGGUGUCUUUAGACAAACUGGUUGAAAAGGCCUGGGUGGAAAUCCUCACCAAGUAUGCAGUGGAUGAAGAGUGUGACUUUCUGGUCGGGAAGGACAAAAGUUUGCAAGUGAAGGUGGUGAAGAUUCAUCCUCUAGAUAACCCAGAGGGGGAGACAGGGGAGAAGAAGCUCGAAGGGGCCUGCGACUCUCCAUCCAGCGACAAGGAGAAUGCAAGUCAGGAGAACCAGAGGAAGGAACCUCCUCCCAGAGAGGAGGAGAACAGGAGGGAGACUCUCAGUGACAGAGCACGACGUUCACCAAGGAAACUUCCCACGGCCAUGAAGGAAGAGAGGAAGAGAUGGGUGAUGCCCAAAUUCCUUCCUCACAAAUAUGACGUAAAGCUCAUCAAUGAGGAUAAGGUGAUCAGCGAUGUCCCAGCAGACAGUCUUUUCAGAACGGAGCGCCCUCCAACCAAGGAGAUCAUGCGCUACUUCAUCAGGCACUAUGCUCUGAGGCUGGGUAUGGGAGAGAGUGCUCCCUGGGUGGUUGAAGACGAGCUGGUUAAAAAAUUUAACCUGCCAAGCAAAUUCAGUGACUUUCUUCUUGAUCCACACAAGUUUUUAGCAGAGAAUCCCUCUGCAAAGCGUAAGAGCUUGUCGUCUCCAGAGAGUAAACCUAGCAAGAGGCUCAAGGGCUCUGACACACCUGGAGAGGAUUCAGGGAAUGAGAAAGGAGAGAAGAAAAGGAAGAAGAAGAAAGACUCUUUAGGCAUGCCCCUCAGUCCGACCAUUUGGGGCCACAUGCAGAAAAUACAAAUGAAUGGCUCCCCACUAAAGGUAAAGAAUUCAGGGACUCCAAAGAAAGGAGAAGGCAAAGGAUCGGCUCCCUCAACUCCAAAAUCAGGCAAAAAGUCCGGGGACAAGAAAGAAGGAAAGAAAACUGGAAAGAGCGGCGAUAAGAAGCUCAACGUUCUCAAAGCUUUUAAAAAGGACGGCAAAGGUGGUCCCAAAACCCCAAAGAUGAAGCAGAUGACUCUGCUGCAUCUAGCUAAGAGCACUCCAGCGGGGAGCCCGAAGAAGAGAUCCCGUAGUACUGGCAUGGGUACACCGAAACUGGGGAAGCCACUGCACCCCAUGGCUCUCCACCUCCUUCGUUACUAUAAGGAGCACAAAGGCAAGGAGGACAAAAAGACCUCCCUUUCCUCCCUCAUCUCCAAGGCCGCAAAGACCUUGUCGCCAGACGACCAGAGCAGGCUGCCAGAGGAGCUCAGGGAGCUGGUGCAGAAACGCUGGGUGCUACUGGAGCAAAAAAAGCGCUGGGCGGCCAUGAGCGAAGAGGAAAAGAAGGAAGAGAUGAAGAAAAAGCGAGAGGAAGUCAAAGAAAAACUUCGAGAAAAAGCCAAGGAGAGACGCGAGAAGGAGAUGCUGGUCCGGCGGGAACAAUCACGCAGAUACGAGGACCAGGAGAUCGAAGGUGGAAAGACACUGCCAACGUUCAAGCUCGUAGACAUGCCUGAAGGAUUGCCCAACACCCUGUUCGGUAGUGUGGCUAUGGUUGUGGAUUUCCUUCAGUGCUAUGCAGGGCUGCUUAUGCCAGAGGACCAGUAUCCCAUCACAGCAGUGGCCCUGAUGGAAGCACUGGCCGGGGAACGCUCGGGCUUCCUCUACCUGAACCGCGUGCUGGUGGUGCUGCUCCAGACGCUGCUGCAGGACGAGCUGGCAGAAGGUUACAGCGAGCUCGACAUGCCCUUAUCUGAGAUUCCCCUCACCAUGCACUCAGUGUCCGAGUUGGCACGGCUGUGCCUGCGACCAUGCGACGCCCAAGGCGAGGGGAGCAACCAGGGCUCUUUGGAUACUGGGGCUUUGGGGGGCUUUGAUGACGUGGUCACCAGCGAGUUCUUGGAAAAGCUCGAGACAAUCGAGGUGUUUGAGCUGAGCUCCGAGGAGAAGGUCAGCCUGCUGGUGGCAUUGUGCCACCGCAUACUCAUGACGUACUCGGUCGAAGACCACGUCGACGCAAUGCAGCAACGGUCAGCUGAGGUGUGGAAGGAGCGCCUGGCCAUGUUGAAGGAGGUCAAUGAUCGCAAGCGGGCGGAGAAGCAGAUGCGAAAGGAGAUGGAGGGAAAAGGAGAGAAAAAGAAAGAGGGGAGUGCUAAGAAGGAGAUCAAAAAAGAAGUAAAGGUGGAGCCAAAGCUGGAGCCAAAGCCGGAGCCCGAGGACAUGAUCAGCUCACUGAAGAGCCGGCGGCUGAUGUCCAUGCAGGCCAAGAAGGACAAGGAGGAGAUGGACAGACAGAACAAAGAGCGCAUGGAGAAGGAGGCUGAGGAGGAGCGGAUGCGCAGACAGCGGGCUGCUGUAGAACGGGCCUUUCAGGACGGUAUCACCAAAGCCAGACUGGUCAUGCGCAGGAGCCCUCUGGGUACCGACAGAAACCAUAACAGGUACUGGCUCUUCUCUGACGUGGUUCCCGGUCUGUACAUUGAGAAGGGCUGGGUGCAUGAGAGCAUCGACUACAGCUUUACCCCUCCACCUGAGGACAAACCAGCUGAAGCUGCUGAGCCGGCAGAAGCUGCUGAGGUAGAACAGGAGGAGGACGGAGAGACGGCUUCCAAUCAUGACUCACAAGGAGCUGAAAAGGAUGAUGGCAGCAUCGAUGGUGUUAUUAGUGAGGGAGUCCAGCAGGGGGCAGUGGCGGACAUCUGUAUAGAGACUACUAUUCCCAACCAGGGGCAGAACCUCUGGUUUGUGUGUGAAAACCCGGCCGAGCUGGAGGAACUGGUGGAAAGUCUUCAUCCUCAGGGUGUUCGAGAGAGUGAACUGAAGGCCAAGAUACAAAACAGGUACCAGGACAUCCUCCACUCUGUCCACCUGACGCGUAAGAGCAAACCGGGCCUCAGGACCUGCGAUGGCUUCGUAGAGCUGCUCAACUACCUGCGCAGUGACAUCCAGGAGAUAGCCUCAAGACUCCAGAAGGGAGGCCUGGGAUACCUGGAGGACAACGUAGACAUCGAAGAUCAGAUGAAAGACAUGGAGAACUUGAAAGAGUUUGGCGAGAUCAUCAUCACCAUCCAGGCCUGUGUGAUCAAGAAGUUCCUGCAGGGAUUCAUGGCCCCCAAGCAGAAGAAGAAGAAAAAGCAAGCAGGAGAGGAAAGCAGCAAAGCAGAGGAGGUGGACGAUGAGAAGAAGCUGGCAGAAGAGGCCAGGGUGGCGACAGCGGUGGAAAAGUGGAAGACAGCUAUCCGAGAGGCCCAGACCUUCUCCCGCAUGCACGUCCUGCUGGGAAUGUUGGACUCUUGCAUAAAGUGGGACAUGUCCGCCGAGAACGCUCGCUGCAAAGUUUGUCGCAGGAAAGGUGACGAUGAGAAGCUGAUCCUCUGUGACGAGUGCAACAAGGCCUUCCAUCUGUUCUGUCUGCGCCCGGCUCUGUACCGCAUCCCUGCCGGAGAGUGGCUGUGCCCGGCCUGCCAGCCCACUGUGGCCCGACGAGGCUCCCGCUCAAGGAACUACAACCAAGACACAGAUGAAGAGGAGGAUGAGGAAGAGUCAGAAGAGGAGGACUCUGAGGAAGAAGAAGAGGACGAGGAGGAGAAUGACUACAAAGCCAUGGGCCACAGCUUGAGACCACGGAAGAAAAAUAAGCAGUCUUCGUCUCGGCAGAAAAGCUCAAAAAGCAAACCUAAGAAGCAGUCGUCUUCCAGUACUCCGACCAGCAAACCCAGGCAGGGCCCCACCAGCCCCGCAGACAUCGAGGAACUGGUGAGACAGACUUCUCAGACAGGAGUGCGCAGGCAGGCGCUGGAGCUGGAGAGGUGCGAGGAAAUCCUCAAGAAGCUCAUGAAAUUCCGCUACAGCUGGCCUUUCAGGGAGCCGGUGUCACAAGAGGAGGCGGAGGACUACCUGGACAUCAUCACCCAGCCUAUGGAUUUCCAGACGAUGCUGGAAAAGUUCAGCCAGGGUUCGUAUCGUAACGCCCAGGAGUUCAUGGAAGACCUGAAGCUGGUGUUCUCCAACGCAGAGGAAUACAACCAGCAGGGCAGCAGCGUGCUCUCCGCCAUGGUGAAGACGGAGCAGUCGUUCACCGAGCUGCUCCAAAAGCUGCUGCCCGGCCUCAGCUACCUCCGCCGCCGCUCGCGCAAACGAGUCAGCCAAGCUGCUGCAACGUCUGAGGAGGAGGAGGAGGAGGAGGAAGAGGAGGAUGAAGAAGAGGAUGAGCAACCACCACUGAAGAAGAAGAUGCAGAAUGGCAAAUCGAACACGAAGAAAAGCCGAAAUGUGCGAGGGCGGCAGGACGAGGAGAGCGAGAGUGACGAUGAGGAUGAUGAUGGCAGGAGGAGAAGUAAGCGGACCUCCGGCUCCUCGAGGAGGAAGGAUUACAGGGAGCAGGAUAGCGAUGGCGAGCGGGACACACGGAAAAAUCGUCAGCGGGGGGGCCGGGGGGAUGCCGGGGUUGCGAGCAGCGACGAAGAGCGGUCCAGCCGGCAGCGACAUUCCAAGAGACAGAAACGCUCCUGAAGUCCAGGGUGCUUUUCAUUUCCCACUGUCUCUCUUUGCUUUAAAAAGUCUGUCCGACUCUUCUAGAAAUGAUCAAGAGCCCUCCUCUUCCUCACAGCCAGCGGGACUUAAACCUCAGAAGGACUUUUUUGUGUUAUUGAAUUUGUUCAUAUUUUGAAAAGCAAAAGAAAACUGAUUUAUAUUUGUAACAUGUUUAAUAUUGGAGAUCUUUUGUUCAUUUCCAACCGAUAAAAAUGAGACGCUUGAGAUAUUGGAUGGGUCCUCGUAGCUCUUAAGACUCUUUUUGAUUUGAAUUUCAUUUCCAAGUUGAAACCUCACACACAAGUGUAAUUUGACUUAAAUGUUGUCGGUGUAUUAGAUGGUGUCCCUGUAGCAGGAACCCUCUGGGAAAUCUUUUCAGUUUCAAAACAGCGCUGAUGUCUAAAUGACUUCUGAAUUUGUCCUUUCACCUGUAAAUCGCCCGUACUGCUAAGCAUCUUGACACCAAGAUUGUCAAAUGCCAGUCUGUAGAUAAACAUGGUAGUUUUUUUGUUUUUUUUACUAGUUUUAGAAUAUUUUUUCCCAGGUGCAGGUUUAUUGUAAACAGCUGGGUCGAGACUGCAGGUCACGUGCAGGCGCAUCUCUUAAGAGCUAAAUGUUUAAAUCUCAGCUCUUGUUGCCAAGAUAUUUCGUAAAACAGGGAUCCGACUUUACAUUUUUUGUGGUGUAGAGCUGACCAGCCUUUCCUCCUCUGUAGUGCCCUGCCACUUUAAAAGAACCGGUACCUCAAUGCUCCGUCAGUUUGCACUCCUCCUGUGUAAAGCUCACCUAUUAUGCCAGCAGCUGUAGGACCAGACUUUAUAAAAAAAAAAAUGAUGUGCAUAAACAUUUGUAAACAGUGUUUAAAAACAACAAGUGUGACGUUUGUUAAGAAAAUGGGCAUUUUUGAAUAUUUGAUAUUUUUUGCACAUUUUAUUUGGUAUUGUGAAUGAUAACUUGUUCUUAAUCACAUUCAAUAAAAGACAAGGUUAAAUCACAUCUCUCCUAUUCAAUGCAGAGAACAUUUUAUUUUUCAUUGUCGCAGCAGAAUAGUCACUUGUACAUUUAUUUCUAACAAACACCUGAAGUCACUCAUUUGAAUGGAUUUAGGGAAUUAAAAGUGUCUAAAACGGCUCAUUGGAGGCAAAUGAACCUGACCUGGUUCAGCCACCAGAUGGUGCUCCACUCCUGCUCUCUGAAUACUCAGAUACUUUGUAAUUCAGUUAGGGCCGUUAGCCCACUGCUGUUACUCACUGCUGUGUGUGUGCACUGGGCAUCAGAGGACAGGGGGAGCUUUAUAGUGCUGCUGUAACUGGCUCUACAAGUCAUUUGGUAAUCACCUCUACACAACGCAAGGAUUCGGGACGAGGAUACCAGCAGUGUAUUCACAUGUAUACUGAUAAGGCAGCGGUUGGUUUGCCCUCUUCUCUCUGUACCGUGCUGUGCUGUUCCCCUGUUUGUUCUUCACAACCUCUGCUGAUUUCAUUUGGCCACUGAUUGUCUCCCCCCCCCCCCCCCCCCAUUUUUUUAAUUUGGAUUUGUUUUGUCGUGAUUAAUAAUUGUAAACAUCACCGUUGUAAUUGUCAUUUCAACAAACAAACUGCCCCUCUCAAGUGGAGACCUGACUGUAAAUGCUUUCUUUGUUCUUGGAGGAACUGCAAAAGGGUCUUUAACACUUCCUUUUUUUAUAUAUAUAUAUUUAUAGUCUUUAAAGCUGGGUUUGGGCAGGUUCAAAGGAUUCACAUGUAAAGAAUUUUCAAUAAAGGCUAUGGACGAA
Molecule: messenger RNA, 7221 nt
Organism: Eleginops maclovinus (Patagonian blennie)
Lineage: Eukaryota; Metazoa; Chordata; Actinopteri; Perciformes; Eleginopidae
Gene: baz1b
Product: bromodomain adjacent to zinc finger domain, 1B
Exons: 21
Coding region: 639-5426 (1595 amino acids)
Biological process (GO): DNA damage response; chromatin remodeling
Cellular component (GO): WICH complex
Molecular function (GO): histone binding; histone H2AXY142 kinase activity
Source: RefSeq, a predicted model, not a curated record